GAAGAAGACAUCAUGACUGAGAUUAUCACAAACGGUCCUGUACAGGCAACUUUUGUGGUACAUGAAGACUUCUUCAUGUAUUCGGGAGGGGUCUAUAGGCAUACGGAACUAGCUGAAGAGAAAGGUGAACGAUACACGGGACAAGGAUACCAUUCAGUUCGAAUUAUUGGAUGGGGUGUUGAUCACUCAACUGGACGAGAUAUCCCGUAUUGGCUAGCUGCCAACUCAUGGGGAAAACAAUGGGGCGAAGAUGGAUUUUUCAGAAUUUUAAGAGGAGAUAAUCAUUGUGAGAUAGAAAGCUUUGUCAUAGGUGAGUGCUCUUAA
Messenger RNA from Strongylus vulgaris, 324 nucleotides. The record is from the annotation of a GenBank genome assembly. NCBI's taxonomy places the organism in Eukaryota, Metazoa, Nematoda, Chromadorea, Rhabditida, Strongylidae.